Linderina pennispora is the source of this 609-nucleotide messenger RNA. RefSeq lists its product as uncharacterized. NCBI's taxonomy places the organism in Eukaryota, Fungi, Kickxellomycota, Kickxellomycetes, Kickxellales, Kickxellaceae. Gene Ontology annotation, biological process: regulation of DNA-templated transcription. Gene Ontology annotation, molecular function: sequence-specific DNA binding; DNA-binding transcription factor activity. The coding region runs from base 1 to 609 and encodes 202 amino acids. The transcript has a single exon. The record is from RefSeq and is a predicted model, not a curated record.
AUGUAUCAUCCAUAUAAGCUUACCGAAAGCCAUGUACGCAGCACAUGGAGGGGAAUACAGCCGGCUCCCCAGCGCUGGCCCGAACCACGGCAACAACGGCCGCAGCAGCCGCAACAGCCGCAACAGCUGCAACAGCUGCAACAGCCGCAACAACCGCAACAGCCGCAACAGCCGCAACAGCCGCAACAGCCGCAACAGCCGCAACAGCCGCAACAGCCGCAACAGCCGCGGCAGCAACAAAAGCAACGCGUACUUUUCCCCUAUGCAUUGUUCAAUAUCCUCAAUGACGAUAGCAACGCUAGUUGGGUGUCGUGGGAUAUAGAUGGCGGUGCCUUUUCAAUCUGCAGCUGGCAGAAUCUUAUUUCCUGUCUUAAUGAGCACGGCUUUGUGGCCACCCAGAAGGCGUCUGUAAUCAAGAAUUUGCUUGGUUACGGCUUCAAGCGCCUCAGAGAUGGGCGCAGCCGUGUGUCAGAUAGACAUGGCAAUGUAUGGUCGUCAUACCGACAUGAGCACUUUCAUUACGGAGAUUUUGAUAGUCUUGUUUAUAUUGAACGAGUUGGAAGAGGCCCUGGUAAUGGCCGCCAGGUCCCUUCGACUUCUUCCUCAUAA